GCAUGGUUAAUCGUCAAUCAAAGUAAGAGAAAGUUUAAUCCGGCCUAAGAUAUAAAAUGUCCUGGUCUAACUAGUUAUUUAAUUAGUUGAUUCUUAUCUUCAGUAUAGAAAAGUUCUCGUCUAAAAACCUACUGAGUUUUCCAUUAAAUUUUUGCUACUGAAUAACUGUAGUUUUAUACAGUAAGAAGUAACAUUUUCACUUAUUUACAUUUUACCUGUUUGUGCAAAAAAAACAAAGAGUUCAAGUUUUUCCAUUUUCUGCUAUCAAGUUGAAUCAAGUGAAGACAAAAUGCGUGUCUGUUUAAUUUCCCUCUGUGUCAUCUUGUGUGCUGUAUACACUCAAUCUGAGUCUCGUCAGUAUUAUCCUGGAGUUGGAUAUGUUUCCACUGGAGAUCGACCUGUUAAAUCUUCACGAUUACGAGCAGCUCCAGCAGCAGCUAGAAAUAGUCAACAACGAUCACGACCUGCUCGAUUGAGAGAAGACUAUGAGCUUUUGGAAAGGGAAGAGCUUGCUCCAGCUCGACGACAGACUCGACGAAAUAAUCGCAACUCAAAUAGAAGAUCCUCUGCUCGACGUUCAUCACCUGGUCGUCGGUAUCGAUUAGCUCGCAAUGAAGCCACAACAGUUGAUCCGCCACCAGCUUCAGAGCCAGUUGCUCCCUUACCAGCACAACCAGCACAAGCUGCCUCUCAACCAUCUCUUUCAGCCGAUUCUUCACCAGUGCGCGCCUUUGGAGGAAUAUUUCCAAACUUCCAAGCUGGAGGUUUAGGUGGUGUAACCGGUGGUGGCUUUGCUCAAACAAAUGGACCUGGAGCUGCUUUUGCUGCUGGUUUUGCACAAUCAAGUGGAUCACAAUCAUUCGCUGGUGGCUUUGGAGCUGUUAUCAACCAUCCAAAAUUCCCCAAAUUUGGAGGAUCUGGUCGACCAAUCAAUAAAAAUGAUAAAGAUUCCGAUCUAGACAAUGUUAGCAGCAAAGACGAUGCACGAUCAGAUGAUUCAGGUUUUGAUGAUCCAAUUGACGACUCUGAAAGAUGGUUCAAUAAGACAUCAGCUUACGUAUAUGACUUGUCUUCGACAGUGAUGACGACCAGAAAUUGGACCGCCUUCGCAGAUAUCGCGGCUAAUGUAACCAACCAGAUGACUGACCAGUUUAAGAUUGUACCACUCGAAGGAAUAACUGGUUGGAGAAAGUGUUCCAAGUGUCCAGGGGCUUUGGUAUUUGUUAUGGCCAAUGAAAAGGGACGGAAAAUGAUAGGAGCUUCAUCAAAAUCAUUUACAUUUAAAUCCAUCAAAAAACCAGCACCAGUUUCUUCCACAGUGACCCAAGCACCAAUACCAACAUCACCACCAGUAACACCAAUGCCAACGACUACAGAAUCAAUCAUAGAUGAAAAACAGGAGGACUGACGAGGCUUUAUAAAAAAGAUUGAAAACAAAUGAGAAAAUAAAUUAACCUGUUGAUAAAAUCACAACAAAAACAAGGAAAAGACAAGACAUUCAAUACAAACCAUUAGAUUUUAACAUUAACAUUUAGCCACCAUAGAAAGAAUGUAAAAGCUUAAUAACUUGAUAAAAACUGUCAUAAAUCAGUAUUUUUAAAAAUUAGUAAUUAAGAGUUUACUUAAAGGUAAUGGUGAGGCACAGAAGAUUAAACGGGUUUAAAUUUUAACGGUUUUUGUUACUCCUUUGUUUUCAGUCUCUUGUUAAACUCUCGACCAAUCAGUAUCUCUCAAUGGUGAAGUUGGCUUUAAAGCACAUUGACUUUUAAUGGAUACCGACGAACCUGUCAAAUGGAAUGAACUGUUAACCUUAUUUUUAUACAUAAUUUUUUUUUCGUUUUCAAUUGAAUCCUUAACAGUACCUUUUAAUACUUUCUUGUUUCUUACCAAUUCUAUUCUGUAAGCCAGCAAUUGAUAAAAUAUUUUUUUAAUAAACUUACACUUAUCUCCAAAAUUUU
Molecule: messenger RNA, 1958 nt
Organism: Tetranychus urticae (two-spotted spider mite)
Lineage: Eukaryota; Metazoa; Arthropoda; Arachnida; Trombidiformes; Tetranychidae
Source: RefSeq, a predicted model, not a curated record